Suillus subalutaceus is the source of this 1778-nucleotide messenger RNA. Its product is annotated as cytochrome P450. NCBI's taxonomy places the organism in Eukaryota, Fungi, Basidiomycota, Agaricomycetes, Boletales, Suillaceae. Bases 129 to 1631 code for a protein of 500 amino acids. The transcript has 9 exons. Gene Ontology annotation, molecular function: oxidoreductase activity, acting on paired donors, with incorporation or reduction of molecular oxygen; iron ion binding; monooxygenase activity. The record is from RefSeq and is a predicted model, not a curated record.
UGCUGCGUCGCAGAAACUGACUGGUGACAGCACAUCGCUUACUAUAUCAUAGUAUGCUCAGGACAAUGAUAUAAGAUCUCGGAGAGCAAACCGCAGAGGUCGACCCAUCUGUAACUAGUAUCUGUUACAUGUCUUCUGGCAUAAUCAUCCUCCUUGUGACUGCAGCCACAGUUUUCUUCUACAGCCGUCGACGCGGUAGAUUACCACUACCCCCUGGGCCACCUCCAAAGCUCUUUUUCGGAAAUGCCCAUCAACUUCUGCCAAAGAACGAGCCUUGGCGGGCGUAUGUCACGUGGGCUGAAAUCUAUGGGCCCAUAUUCUCCUUCCGCGUGCCCAACCGGCAGUUCAUAGUGCUGAGCUCCCUAAAAGCUGCUACUGAAUUGCUCGAUGCACGCGCUACUAUAUACUUUGAUCGUCCAAAAAUGUGGAUGUUAAAACUUGCGAAGCGCAAUCUGAACCCAUUCAGUAUAUCUUACAAUCACCCGUAUUUCAAGGCGUAUCGCACGGUCUUCAAGAACAGUCUGAGUACCCGCGCUAUACAGAACUACCAGUCGGUUCAAAAUGAAGAAUGUCGUGUGCUGCUUGACGGUCUGCACAAGAACCCUGACCGUUUCGCCGAUCACAUUGGAAAGAACACAGCGGUCGUUGUCCUUUAUCUUGCAUACGGCUGGAAGGUCACCGAUAAUGACCAUCUCGUUAGUUUGCUGCAAGAAGCUUUUGACUCCACUGCCGUGUUAAUUCGGCCUGGACGUUGGUGGGUCGAGGGGAUGCCAUUACUGCGUUUCCUACCUUCAUGGUUUCCAGGGGCAGGUUUCAAACGCACGGCCAUUGACUAUGGCAAAAAGAUGAGUAGUAUUGACACAGUACCAUUUAACUGGACCAAACAGCAAAUACAAAGCGGCAGUUAUACGCAUUCCUUCGUUUCAGAACAGCUCCUUCCGGAGGAUGGGUCCACGGUCAGCGCCCAACAAGAAGAUAUCACUAUGCGGUGCAGUCAGGUGAUUUAUGUAGGGGGAUUUGACACCACAGCAUCAUCCAUGAAGUCUUUUAUUCUGGCGAUGGUGCUUUAUCCCGAGGUGCAGAAGCUUGCGCAGGCAGAAAUCGAUGCCGUCGUGAGUCAGGAUCGAUUUCCCACGUUCGAGGAUAGAGACAAGCUUCCUUACAUCGGAGCGCUCGCCUUAGAACUCCUCCGCUGGGCACCCGUGACUCCGCAAGGGGUCCCGCACCACGCAAUGAGGGAAGACGUCUACGAAGGGUACCGCGUUCCCAAAGGUGCGGCCAUCAUUGUGAACCUUGUGUCCAUGUCACGGAAUAAAGAAAUGUACCCCGACCCAUUGGAACUCAGACCUGAGCGCUUCCUUGGUCCCUCACCCCAAUCGGACCCUCGUAAGUUCAUAUUUGGGUUCGGGCGCCGUAGAUGUCCUGGAUCGCAUCUUGUCGAAGCCUCACUGUACCUCAAUAUUUCUUGUAUCCUGGCUGCAUUCACGAUUGCCAAACCGCUUGAUGAGAGAGGGGAAGAGAUCACACCUCCCCCAGAAUACGAGAAUAUUGGUCCAGUCUGGCACCCUAAACCAUUCGAAUGUAGAUUCAUCCCAAGGAACCAGGAUCUGUUGGCAACUCUCUCGCAAUAAUCAGGACAUCAGCGGAAUUGGGCUAGCCCACACGGAUUAGCAUGCUCACAGUAGAUCAUACGUAGUGUGGUAAUUAUAUAACUACUUCGUACUGAGGGAUCGAUGUGACGUCGUGAGCCUAUCGGCUUACAGUCGACUUCUGACUAG